AUGGCCUCACUCUGCCGGCGGUUACCUGCUGCCGGCACCUCCACACUCUACGGAGUCGUUCUACAGCUUCGACGUCGCCCGUGGACUCCGGUGGUGGAAGCGAUUGGAAACAGCGGCGCACGGGAGAGAUCGGAUUUCAGUGAGGAGGAUGAGAAGGAGAUGCCACACUCGCUGGCAGAUGAUAACAGUCGGAAAGAUGUGAAUCAGGCUGUUAAGGUGGUGGUUGCUGCAGCGGCGGUGGUGGCGACGGGAGUCGGAAAUAGGGUGCUGUAUAAGCUGGCGUUGGUUCCUUUGAAGCAAUACCCUUUCUUCUUGGCUCAGAUUUCAACUUUUGUAUAUGUUAUUGUAUACUUUUCUAUUUUGUGUAUCCGGUACCGUGCUGGCAUUGUCACUGAUGAGAUGCUGUCAAUGCCAAAAACUCCAUUUCUAAUUGUUGGUCUUUUGGAAGCUCUGGGUGCUGCCACAGGAAUGGCGGCUGCAGCAAUGCUAUCGGGUGCAUCAAUUCCAAUCUUGUCUCAGACUUUUCUUGUGUGGCAAAUUCUCCUGUCAACUAUUUUUCUUGGGAGAAGAUAUAAAGUCAACCAACUACUUGGAUGCUUUCUUGUGGCCAUUGGUGUAAUUAUCACUGUAGCAAGUGGAUCUGGUGCUGGGAAAUCAUUGCAGGAAGCUGGUAUAUUUUGGAGUCUUUUAAUGAUGACUUCAUUUUUAUUCCAAGCAGCUGAUACUGUGCUCAAGGAGGUAAUCUUUAUGGAUUCAGCUCGGAAACUGAAGGGAGGUUCUUUGGACUUGUUUGUUGUCAAUUCCUUCGGAUCUGCUUUCCAAGCACUGUUUAUAUGCCUCCUCCUCCCCUUCUUAUCAAAACUAUGGGGCAUCCCUUUCAGUCAACUGCCAAACUACCUUAAAGAUGGUGCAGCCUGCUUUCUGAAUCUUGGGACGCUGUCUAGUGGAUGUGAUGGAGCUCCCCUACUGCCCUUGCUGUUCAUUAUUGUCAACAUGGGCUUCAAUAUCUCUUUGCUUCAUCUCCUCAAGAUCUCUUCAGCUGUUGUCUCUUGUCUAGCCACCACAUUAUCAGUCCCAAUAUCAAUCUAUCUGUUCACGCUGCCACUGCCAUACCUCGGUGUUGCCUCUUCUCUUCCCACAGGCUUUCUUGCCGGAGCCAUCAUUCUCAUCAUGGGAUUACUCAUCUAUACAUGGACUCCUUCAAAUGUUUCCUCCAAUUCUUCCUCGACUGCUCCCACCUAG
Messenger RNA from Vicia faba (fava bean), 1242 nucleotides. NCBI's taxonomy places the organism in Eukaryota, Viridiplantae, Streptophyta, Magnoliopsida, Fabales, Fabaceae. The record is from the annotation of a GenBank genome assembly.